AUGACACAAUUAGAGCAUUUCACGGUUCAAUUCCUGCUCAUUUUCAGCGAGGUUUGGCGAGCAUUCGAUCUUGAGGAGAAUCGUUUCGUGGCUUGCAAGAUCCACCACGUUAAUAAGGAGUGGAAGGAAGAGAAGAAGGCUAACUACGUGAAACAUGCCAUGAGAGAGAAAGAUAUCCACAAGACGCUUGACCACUGUCGAAUUGUGAAACUAUUCGAUCUUUUCACUAUUGACAAUCAUUCAUUUUGCACCGUUCUGGAGUACUGUACGGGAAAUGACCUCGACUUCUAUCUCAAACAGAACAAAUGUAUUUCGGAGAAGGAAGCACGAAGUAUCAUUAUGCAGGUUGUUUCGGCUCUCGUAUACCUCAACGAGAAGAAACCUCCGAUCAUCCACUACGAUCUUAAGCCGGCCAACAUCUUGUUGGAAUCUGGAACUACGUGCGGUGCUAUUAAAAUAACCGACUUUGGCUUGUCAAAGAUCAUGGAGGGUUCGUCCGAUGAUGACAGCAUCGAGUUGACGUCUCAGUUCGCUGGCACGUAUUGGUACUUACCCCCAGAAACAUUUGUGGUCAGUCAUGCACCGCCUAAAAUUAGUUCAAAGGUCGAUGUGUGGAGCGUUGGUGUGAUUUUCUACCAGUGUAUUUAUGGAAAGAAACCGUUUGGAAACGAUCAAACUCAGCAGAAAAUACUUGAAGAAAACACUAUACUAAAAGCAAACGAGGUACAUUUCCCCGCAAAGCCGCAAGUGAGUAUUUUUCAAAUUUUAGUGUACUUGCAGUCAGAAUUUGUCCUAGAUUUUUCCAAGCCAUGA
Molecule: messenger RNA, 813 nt
Organism: Cooperia oncophora
Lineage: Eukaryota; Metazoa; Nematoda; Chromadorea; Rhabditida; Trichostrongylidae
Source: the annotation of a GenBank genome assembly